AUGUCAGGCGUUCAGUGCAUCAAUGCUUCUCGGAUCGAGCAGAAGAGCGUUUGUUUCUAUCCAUCAACGGCUUCAGGGAAAUCAGAAGUAGUCCAACACUUGGUGUGCAAUUCGAACAAGGGUCAGUUCUGUUGCCCGACGUCGGUUAGUGGCAUCUCUUACACCUGCGGAGCAGCGUAUCUGAAGUGCAAGUGCAUCGAUCCGAGACAACAAAUGUUGCGCUAUCAGAGUUACCCAGAUAUGGAGAUGUCGAAUAUGCCUGGCAAUGGAGGGAUUCCUUACGCUCAGCCCUACUAUGGUCAACCCUACGCCAACGGUGCUCCGCCAUCGUAUGGGCAGGUUGUGGGAGCGCCGAUGUAUCAGAAUUCCGGGAUGUCGGCUGGGACUGCUGGAAUGUUGGGGGUCGGUGCAGGAAUGCUCGGUGGGAUGAUGAUAGGGAAUGCCAUGGCUUCGCACGAUCACUAUGGACACCAUGGCAUUCAGCCAAACAUGAAUGCUCAGCCACCUGCUGAGGUCAAUGGAGAUGCGGGUUUCGACGCCGGUGGCGACAUCGGCGGCGACUUUUAA
Molecule: messenger RNA, 567 nt
Organism: Guillardia theta CCMP2712
Lineage: Eukaryota; Cryptophyceae; Pyrenomonadales; Geminigeraceae
Exons: 9
Coding region: 1-567 (188 amino acids)
Source: RefSeq, a predicted model, not a curated record